Aspergillus steynii IBT 23096 is the source of this 3390-nucleotide messenger RNA. RefSeq lists its product as uncharacterized. The coding region runs from base 268 to 3234 and encodes 988 amino acids. The transcript has a single exon. The record is from RefSeq and is a predicted model, not a curated record. NCBI's taxonomy places the organism in Eukaryota, Fungi, Ascomycota, Eurotiomycetes, Eurotiales, Aspergillaceae. Gene Ontology annotation, molecular function: protein binding.
CAAUUAAUUAAGAAAGCAAUAGACGAUCUGACCAACUAACGACUAUUAUGUCGACCACGGCAAUCGCAUUGAACCGCAGCUCUUACAACUCUCGUCAGGCACAUCUAUUUUGAGAUUUCCUUCUUCGACAAUCACCACAUUCUCCCUCCCAAGCACCAUGGGCCCUGCUCGCCUUUGACGCCCCGACCGCAUCCCAUCCCGAGAGCUCUUUGACGCUUCAGCUACCACCAUCGAGCGAGAAGCCGUUGCUGUCAGAUUGGUGUUGAAAUGGAUCGGCAGCAGAAACCCCUGAUCAAGCCCAGCGGGAUUCCCCGCCUGGCUUCAAAAUUACCAUUGCCGACUGCUACCGCGUCUAGAUCCAUCCGCGCCUCUCCGUCUCGUGAGAAACUGCAAACCGAUCCUGGUCUGUAUUCUGGCAGGCUGCGACGCCCUUCGGAGGAGCCCGUGUUCAAGAAGCCCCUUCCCAAAUACAAAUCCCCAGAUAAGCCCUCAAACGGCCAGCAGCAAAAGAGAGAGGUCCUCCAGAUUGGAACAAUCCCGAGCGAACAAGCCGAGCCCGCAAGAGCAACAUCCAUCAAGGCCGACAACGAUGAAUGCGCAAUUCCGAUGCACGAUGCAGACAAUCGAGGCCGAACGCGCCCCUCCCUCUCAGAGCGAACCAUCGAAACCCUGUCGCAAAUUCCACCCUCGCCUGCACCUUUAAGAAGACAAUCUAGUUUUUUCAAUGCGACCAGCCCAAUGCGCUCUCCGUCUCGUCCACCGUCGUCAAUGACAAACUACUCUCGAUCGCCGUCUAGGUCGUCGUCGUCCCGCCAGCCUAGCGGAAAUGACUAUCUUUCCCGUCCCUCGUCCGCUAUGAGGCUUCCAUCUAGAUCCCGCCCGUCGACGUCUACGAACGGUUCAUCUGCCGAUGUAACCACUCCGAUGGCUAUGGAGAGCCCGUCCAAGCUCAAGCAGCCUUCCAUUAGAGCCGCCGUCCACGACGAAACGACACCGACCAAGCCAAAACCACGUGCGCUCUUCAGCCAACCUUCUACCACUCGUGUCAGUUCGGACGCUGGGCCUUCGAUCCAAGUCAAGAAAACUCGGAAAACGCCGGUGAACUCCUCUGCAGGCACCAAGCCGACUUCAGUAACCUCGAGACAGUUAUCGACGAAACAAGCAGCAUCUGAGUUGACCCCAAGUCAACAAUCUGAGCUGGAGACAAGAAAGGUCUCGAACUCGUCGAGCGCGCUACGGGAAAGUAUUGCAAGGGCGAAAGCGGCAAGAAAGGCUGCGGCGCAGACCGUCAAUACGUCCCCUGCCAGCACAUGGGAUAACUUUGACGUCGAGGACCCGUUUAACCAGCGGCCCAAGGAUCCUCAAAACGGACUUAUUCGGAAACGCAUCGAGACGGGGCGUACGUCUGGGCAUCUGAACAUUGCCGCCAUGUCCUUGACAGAACUUCCAAAGGAGGUAAUGGCGAUGUAUGACUUUGACCCGGAGUCAUCCACAGAGUGGUAUGAAAGUGUGGAUCUCGUGAAGUUUAUCGCAGCAGACAACGAAUUCACCGAGCUCCCAGAUGCUGCCUUCCCUGAUAGGGAUGUGCAAGACUUGGAAUCCGAUGCUGACGAGAAGGGAAAUCAGUUUGGGGGGCUCGAGCUUCUAGAUUUACACGGAAAUUUGCUACGCUCUCUACCAAUGGGCUUGAGAAGACUGCAGCGAUUACAUACCCUGAAUCUUUCUAACAACAGUUUGACCAUGCAUGGAAUGCAUGUAAUCGUGGAGAUGGAGUCUCUCCGGGACCUCAGAUUAGCAAAGAACCAAUUGCAGGGCAAACUGACUUCGGAUAUCGGACAUCUCAAAAAUCUGGAAACUCUCGACCUGCACAACAAUUCCAUCACAGAUCUCCCUGAAGAGCUCAGGUCGCUCAAAUGCCUUCGAUUCUUGAAUGUCGGCAAUAACCAGCUAGCCUCUCUGCCUUUCGAAGCUUUGAGCCAGCUUCCGUUGAAAGAUCUCAAUGCUCAGAGGAACAAGCUGAGUGGAACUUUGAUACCUGCCAAUGUAACAAAACUGGAGACUCUUCAGAACCUCGACGUUUCGAGCAACGCAUUAGUGCAACUUUCAGGCCAAGGGGAUAUUGAGCUUCCCAGCUUACAAACAUUAGCCAUCAGCAUGAAUCGGAUCCAAAAGUUGCCCAGCAUCUCUCGUUGGCGGGAGCUUCUAACUCUAUCCGCGGAGGACAACAAAAUAUGCGAGAUCCCGCAUGGCUUUGUUGAAUUGAAGAGCAUUAAAAAUGUCGACUUCACGGGGAAUGAUAUCUCAAAACUGGAUGAGCGAAUCGGGUUGAUUGAAAGUCUUUCGACAUUCCGGAUUGCCAAUAAUCCCCUUAGGGAGCGGAGGUUCCUCGGCAUGAGUACGGAAGACCUCAAGAGGGACCUACGGAACCGAUGCGAGCCAGAAGUCCAAGAUACCGACGAUGAAGAGGGAUCGGUCGCCACUCAAUUCACGCUUGCGCCAGAAACACCCGCGCAAACGUCAGCUUGGCAGAUCAAACCGGGGGGGACCCUCGAUAGAUCAUACACCGACAUGCGAGAGCUAGAGGUUGAAAGACUCGACGAAAUCAACUUCGAAGAAAUCAGAUGCCUAUGUCUGCAGCACAACGGGUUACGCUCCUUCCCAGCUCCGGCCCUCAGCAUGCUUGCAGCCAAUCUCACUGACCUUGACCUCUCAAACAACCCUCUCGAUAGCAAUUCCUUGCUGAGCUCCUCUCUCAUGCUUCCCAGUCUCCAGCAUCUCAACUUGAGCGCAACAACUUUGACCACGUUAACUCCAGUCUUCGCCUACCUAAAAGCUCCAUCACUUACAUUCCUUGACGUUUCUUAUAAUCGUCUUUCCGGGCCGCUUCCUCCCGCGCGACUAAGCUAUCCAAACUUGAUGACAUUGCUUGCCGCCGAUAACCGUCUUGACGGUAUAGAUUUUGAUGCUGUACAAGGCCUCCAGGUAUUAGACGUGGGGAACAACAACAUCGGAUCCCUUCCGCCAAAAAUCGGUCUGCUAAGAGCCGAGGGAUCUAGCAAGAAUUGGGGUGGCGGAUCGGCUCUGAGGAGGUUCGAAAUUGCGGGUAACAGCUUUCGAGUACCUCGAUGGCAAAUCGUCGCCAAAGGGACAGAUACGAUCCUUGAAUGGUUGAAGGACCGAAUACCUGCCAUUGACCUUUGCGAGUGGGAAUCGGGUGACGAGGCAACUUCAUAAUCCUGCCUGGAUUUAGGGGGUCCCCCUACCGAAUGCUGCCGCAUGAAGCAACGCUCCUCACGUAAAUAUUACUGGGAAAGGCGCCUGCCGUUGCGGCCACCGUCCUGUUACUUACCUACACAUAUACCAUAUGAACCAGAAUUUCGGGAAAAUGAG